UCUGAGGAUCCCAAAAGAAAAAAACAGAGAGAAGACGACUAUUACGGCAAUGAUGAUUCACCUUUAGGACAGAGAUCUUUAGGACAGGAUCUUUGCCAAAAAUUUGGUCUUCCAAUUCCUUCGGAAGAGAGAGAGAGAGAGGAUGCUGGGUCGAGCUGCGAGCAACGCGUAUUCAUGGUGGUGGGCAAGCCACAUCCGCACCAAGCAAUCCAAAUGGCUUGAAGAAAACCUCCAAGAUAUCGAGGAGAAGGCGCAAUACGCGCUAAAGCUGCUCGAAGACGAGGGGGAUUCGUUCGCAAAGCGUGCGGAAAUGUACUACAAGAGCAGACCCGAAUUGAUAAGUUUCGUGGAAGAAGCUUUCAAGGCUUACCGUGCUUUGGCCGAGCGGUACGAUCAUAUCUCCAAAGAGCUCCAAAACGCUAACACCACCAUCGCUUCCGUCUUCCCCGACCAACUCCCCGACGAUUUCCCUGUUGAUGAUGACGACGACAACACUCUCCCACCUCCUACAAGAUUCCAUCACAACAGAAAAGACUCGUCAAACCAUGGUGUUGUCGUUCCCAAGGUUCCUGAAUUCCCCAAGAAAUAUUCCACUGCCUCGAAGAGAUUCCAGUCGAGGAAUUCUUUCAAAGGCUCCGUUUCCGCAGUUGUUAACAAGUCUGGAUUGACCAAAGCUGAGGCGGUGGAAGAGAUCGAUAAGUUGCAGAAGGAGAUUUUGGCUCUUCAGACAGAAAAGGAGUUUAUCAAGGGAUCAUACGAGAGCGGAUUGGCAAAGUACUGGGAUCUUGAGAAUUCUAUCAUGGAGAAACAAGAGAGGAUCUGCGGUUUGCAAGACGAGUUCAACCAAGGCGUUUUCAUCGAAGAUGCAGAAGCUCAGGCAUUGAUGUCCACCACUGCUCUCAAGUCCUGCCAAGAGAAACUGGCGGAGCUUAAAGAGCAGCAGUCCAAGAUUGUCAAGGAAGCAAACAACGAACGAAAACGGAUCCGAGAGUCGAAAGAGGAGUUUGCCUCUCUUGCUGCAACCGACCCAGGAUACCAAGCCCUGAAACACGAUUCGUUAGAGCAGGGAAAAUCGGUCAAAGAACAAGAAGCAGAUACCGAUGCAGAGAAGAUGAAGGACUAUGAAGUCGAGACUAAGAAAUGUCUUAAUGUACCGGACAUGGCAGAGAAGAUUGAUGAGCUUGUGAACCAUGUGAUCAGCUUGGAACAGUUGGUUUCAUCUCAAACGGCAUUGGUACAGAGGCUAAGAGGAGAAAUCGACGAUCUCCAGGUACAGAUUAGAGCACUGCAAGAAAACAAACCAUCUAAUGCCGAUGACAAUACUACUGUCAUGAGAAACAAACUGAGAGAGGUGGAGGAGAAGCUGAAGGGCAUUCAGGAUCUAGACCAGAUGGUUGAAGAACAGAGCAAGAACCUUGAAACACACCUAACAGAAGCGCACACUAAACUCGGUUGCCUUUCGGAGAGAUUAAGAAGCUUGAAAUCAGCAGGGGAGGAAGAGAAUCCUGCUAAUGUGCCAAUUCUAGAAGAAGGAUCUUUGAUUGGACAGGAUCACCGAGAAGGAAAAAGUGCAGAUUAUACAGAUGACAGGUCCAAGAUCUCACUCACUGAGAAUGCAAGCGAGAAACCAAACAUUGCAGACUUGGAGCAGAAAAAGGAACCUAACCUGGAAGUCAGAUUCAAACAUCAAGAUACUGCCGAAGCUGCAGCACUUCUUGCUGCCAAAAAAGACAAUGCACGAGAAGCUAACCAAACGGGUGGAGCCCCAGAGAGUUCCGAACAGAAGCAAGCUCCAAUGCAACCAGUGGAUGAACAGAUUGUUUCGGACAAGCAUAUGUUAUCUCCAAAAUCGGAUAAUGGGUCAGACAUUGAAACAACAAAACAAUCGUCAGAGACAGAAGAGGAGCCGUUCUUGCAGCAGCUGCUAUCACAUGGUAUGGAGGAUAGAGAAAAGCUUCUGCUAACAGAGUACACCAAAGUACUUCGCAACUAUAAGGAAGCCAAGAGGAAAUUGGGUGAAACGGAAACAAAGCUGAACAAUGACAACACCAUGAAAAACGAGGAGAUCAAAUUCUUACGCCGGAAACUCAGCCUCUUGGCAAAAGCCAAAGGUGAGAGUGAUGAUCUGCAAGACAUUAAAGCCACGGAUAAUCAGCAGGAUUUAUUAUUCAUGCUGAUCGGCAGAGAAGAUAAUACUGAGAAUGGGACCCAACCCAUGUCACAAAACGAACAGCAAUUCAGAACAUGUAUCGAUUCACUGCUUGGCAAGAAUCUGGAUCUUUUGGUAAGGUUUAGCAAUUCUAUUGGUCAAAUACAGCAGCUUGAUACCAGAAUUAAGGACUUACAGGCUGAGAUAUCGAACAUCACGGAACAAAACAAGCAAGAUGGAGGUACUCUCAGAUCAAAUGUCCGCCCAAUAUACAGACACCUCAAAGAGAUCCACACCGAACUGUCUGUCUGGUUGGAGAAAAACUGGCUGCUAAAGAAUGAGAUUAACUCCAGAUCUUCAUCCCUGAGCAACAUGCAAGAUGAGAUAACAGAAGCCCUUAGAACAGAUUCUGAUGAGGGCGAGAUGAGGUUUACAAUCUACCAAGCAGCAGAAUUUCUCGGUGAGAUUUCAAACAUGAAGAACGAAAACAUAAGGAUAGCAGACGAACUACAAACAGGUUUAAAUCACAUUACCACGCUGCGGCUGGAAGUUGACAAGACUCUGGAGAAACUGAACGAAGAGUUUGCACUUUCCGAGACGAAGGAUCGUGCCAACUUCAAACUCUCAAAUAGCAGAACUCAUAUUCCUCUGAGGUCAUUCAUCUUCGAUACAAAACCGAAGAAGCAAAGAUUGUCUUUCUUCUCUUGUAUGCAACCUUCGCAGUAUAAGAAAAGCAAGCCUGACUCAUAGUAACUUCUACUUCUUCCCAUGUAUCACCAUCAUAUAUGAAUCUAAAGCCAAAACUUAACUCUCUUUUCA
Tarenaya hassleriana is the source of this 2968-nucleotide messenger RNA. Its product is annotated as protein NETWORKED 2C. The transcript is spliced from 2 exons. The record is from RefSeq and is a predicted model, not a curated record. Lineage: Eukaryota; Viridiplantae; Streptophyta; Magnoliopsida; Brassicales; Cleomaceae. Bases 143 to 2899 code for a protein of 918 amino acids. Gene Ontology annotation, molecular function: actin binding.